UGGGGCGUCACACGACGAUGAGCGGCGCCAUGAAAGACCCGAGGCUAAGUCAGGCCGUCGCCGGCGGCGAAGGCGCCCCGAGCGUGCAAAGCGGCCCGCCGAAUUCCGACCCCUUCGCCGAGUACAUGUGGAUGGAGCACGAGGAGGAGUUCAACAGGCAGGUGGAGGAGGAGCUGUGGGAAGAGGACUUCAUGGAGCGCUGCUUCCAGGAGAUGCUGGAUGAGGAGGAGGCGUCGGAGUGGUUCGUCCCGGCCAGAGACCUGCCGGACGCCCGCGGCCAGAGGGCGGAUCGACCGACGACCAACAUCCCGAGCGUCCUGAACCCCAACGCCAAGGAGUUCACGCCGGGCAUCCAGAAGCACGUCAUGUGACCGAACGCCGUCACGUCAUGCGCAAGAUGGCUGCGGCGUCUCCGCCCAAUGGAGUGUGGGCGCGUCGGCUCGAUUGGCCGCCAUGCCGCUGGUGUGUUAUGUCGCGU
Molecule: messenger RNA, 478 nt
Organism: Hippocampus comes (tiger tail seahorse)
Lineage: Eukaryota; Metazoa; Chordata; Actinopteri; Syngnathiformes; Syngnathidae
Product: polyadenylate-binding protein-interacting protein 2-like
Exons: 4
Coding region: 18-371 (117 amino acids)
Biological process (GO): negative regulation of translational initiation
Cellular component (GO): cytoplasm
Molecular function (GO): mRNA regulatory element binding translation repressor activity
Source: RefSeq, a predicted model, not a curated record